Molecule: messenger RNA, 482 nt
Organism: Ailuropoda melanoleuca (giant panda)
Lineage: Eukaryota; Metazoa; Chordata; Mammalia; Carnivora; Ursidae
Gene: TMEM233
Product: transmembrane protein 233
Exons: 3
Coding region: 71-400 (109 amino acids)
Cellular component (GO): membrane
Source: RefSeq, a predicted model, not a curated record
CGGGCGGCCUCAGUCCCAGACCGCGCGGACCCUGCGCUCCUCCGCCCACCCUGCGCAGCCGGCCUCGCCCAUGUCUCAGUACGACCCCAGCUCGGACUUCAAGAGGGCUUUGGACAGCAGUCCGGAGGCCAACACCGAGGAUGACAAGACCGAGGAGGACGUGCCCAUGCCCAAGAACUACUUGUGGCUCGCCAUCGUCUCGUGUUUUUGCCCCGCGUACCCCAUCAACAUCGUGGCUUUCGUCUUCUCCAUCAUGUCUCUGAACAGCUACAACGAUGGAGACAUCGAAGGAUCCAAGCGGCUCGGGAGGAAUGCCAAGUGGGUGGCCAUCGCCUCCAUCAUUAUUGGCCUUCUCAUCAUCGGUAUUUCUUGUGCAGUUCACUUCACAAGGAAUGCCUGAGCGGCCAGCAGUCCACCGCAAGCACGGAGGACAGACCUCAUGCCCUCAUACCCCACAGGAGUUUCCGAGGAAUGGACCCCUG